AGAUAAGGGAAGUUUCAGAUAAUAAAUGUAUUUAAGCACAUGACACAAAGAAGUCUAAAAGUUUUUAAAAAAGAAAGUUUAGAAGUUCAAAAAUAGUGCUUCAGUGAAUUCUAACAGAAAAAUAAAUUUACUAUUCGCCUCAUGCACGUUAUUGCUUGGUUUUGUGUUUGUGAAGUGGUUUCUUGAACGGAUCAAUCAUGCCGCUGUAUUCGGAGCUCUACCAUAACUACAUCGGCAACACGCCGGUCCUUCCGGCCCCACUUUCGUCGACCAUUCUAUCGUCCAGCAGCUACACGGCCCCAAGUUACGUUGGUAUAUCCCGAGGAUUUCAGAGUCCCGUGAUCGUGGGCCGCAUACCGUCCUUCUCUAGAGGAUACGUCCCAAAGCUGACCCCAAUCACAGAGACUCCACUCACUUCGGCCAGGGUAACGGCUUUGACGCGAGCCAACUCGUCUAAAUAUCAUCCUCACACUUCACCGACCUAUCAGAAGCCACGACGUGUCAUCAACACUGCAGACAUCGAUGUUUCAGCCAGUCGCUAUGUCCGAGAUCACACCCCGAAAAGGUUCCUUCCGUCAUCCCCGACCACUUCAUCCUCUCCUGAUCGGAACAACAACUCCGUGGUGUCUCCUGCACCAGCUCCCAUUUCCUCAACCCCUACAACAACCACUAUGAGUGCUCGCGACCAAGAACUUAUGGAACGUGUCGAACAGCGAAGGCAACAAUCCACUAUCAAUCGCAACCGAGCCGUUGUGCGGCUCAACACACUCCGUGCUCGAAGUAAGUCUCGCGGCAGCCGAGGAAGCACUGAACGCAAGACUCCCCGUCACUCACCAGAACCAGAACCGUCCUACGAAGAAGGUAUGCUACUCUACAAGGAACCGCAACCUAAGACAACGUCUUGGAGGGACCAAUUCCGAGACGAACUUUCACUGCGUCCUAAAAAAUCUGAGCCUAGCAAAAGUCCUGGCGAACUGUUGAUGGAGAAACAUCUGAUCCGCGAGGGCGAGGAGGCCCCAAUUCUACUUGAGCAGAUAAUCGCGGCACCUCCGGUCAUGAUGCGUCGCGGCACUAUUCGUCGUAAAAGCGGUGUUAAAAUUCCCAGCUUCCACGAAAUCUGCGCAGAUAUAAACUCGGAUAAACUGGACGACGAUCUCAAUGCCGGUGAACUUCGGCGGCGAGCUUCCCAAAUUAUUGAAGACGAAAUCGUCCAAUUCCAGCAAGAGCUUCAGAAUUCCAAUGGCAUCCUCAAUGAUGAUCUGGAAGACCGGCUCAAAGAAGCUCUUGAGCAGCAGAUUGUUGAGUCCGUCGUCGAAGUUCCAGAGAAGAAGAAACAGAAAAAAAUCAAGCGAACGCGUACCAAACCACUACCGAAAAUUGAUGUCGACAAUAAUGUAGAGCUAGAUCAGUUGGACACCUCCGGUCUCCCGCUCAAAAUUACCAUCGAUUCCCCCACGAUCGAGAACUCCGCUCCUCCGAAAAUUUUGGCAGAAGUGGAGUCAAUCGAAGAAUGCACAGUUUUCAAACUGCCCAAGAAAAAGAAGCACCCGGAAGAUCAGGAUGUCACUCCUCCUAAGAAAACGAUCAAGAAGGCUACCGCCAAAACCAUUGAACUGGAAUCCGGUUCCCCGGUUCAGAAAAUUGAAGUUCUGAUCAUCGACCUACCGGAAACGAAGGUGGCUUCACUUGAGGAACCCACCCGAAAACUCGAACAACCGCAGCCACCGACAGAUAAAAAGCCAGAGCCACCGGAGAAAAAAUCUCUUAGCGAUCUGGCUGAGAGGAAGAAGAUUUUGGAGCUGCAGAGGAAGAUGGACAAGCUGACGAAGCUCACUGAGCGAAAGCUCCCAACUGAGGUUCUUACGGCUGACGCCGUCACUGCAAAGGAAGAAACCACGAAGACUGAAACUAAGCAGGAUGUUGCGGUUGAGAGUCAUUCUAAGGAGGAGAUCAAACCAAUGGAAAAGACUGAGAUGAAAUCGGAGAAGCAACCUACGAAAGAAAUCGAGAAAAUCGAUCCUUCAAAGCCUGGAAAGCUUACUCUGCAGGAUGCUGCCAAGAUUUCAGAGUCCACGAAGGAUUCGCCGGGAGUCAAAGAUUCGAAGGACUCUCCAAAGCCCGUUCUUAAAAAGUGGGCCAAAGAGACACGUGAAUCUAGUCCUCUUCUUAAGAAGAAUGCUACAGCCAACGACGUCGCAAAGGUGGAAUCAACAGACGAUACAAAGUUACUAAAGCCUGUCGAGAAGAUCACAAAACCGAAGGUGGAAACGAACCAAAAAUUGUCCUCGAUAGAGGAUAAAAUUAGCAAAGAUCUUAUAGUCCCGAAAAAUCUUCCGGGAUCUCCGAAGUUAGCGCUCAAGAAGACUCCGUUGGAAUCGUCGUGUGAAGUCAACGCGAAGACCAAUAAAGAACUAACAGAUUCACCGAAACCACAGGUCAAAGAACAUGUCAGCAAAACAACCAAAGUCGAUGACUUACUGAAAUCAAAAGAGUCUCGAGCAUCGCCAACGCUUCCUCUCAAAAAACUUACCCCAGAUACGCCAGAAGUCAGUCCAACUCCGAAGUCCUCCAACGUAUUCACCGUCCCGGAAAUCCCCGCUUUCAAGAAGCCUGCACUUAAGCAAACUCCCCAAGAUCUGGAUCUCCCAAGUGAUCUCACGCCACCACCAACACCCACAAAACCACUCAAGAAGACGCUCGGAACUGCUCAAGAACCCCCCAAGCCCGCAUCCCCGAAAACCAAAUGUCCUCCGCCAAAACCCGACACAGCCGCCGAAGCUGUUCCGAAAGCAUCCGCUCCGGAACAGCUUCCCAAGGCUGCUUCCACCGUCGCUCCCCCCGCAGAGGUUCCGAAGCCAAAACCCCUUCUCAAACCGGUCAACACGCGCAAGAAAACCACCCAACUUAAUCUACCGCUCUCGCCGGAACAACAACAGGAAGAGGACUUCUGGAGCAACAUCGGAACGCGAGAGACGGUUUCGUUCGCGCGCCGAAAGCAAAACAUCGAGCGGCGGAACCAGAUGGUGCUGCUGAAGUUCGGCGAGCAGCAGGAUGUCGAGGAAGAGGACGAACCGGUCGAGCAGCAGACGACGUCGAAGAAUGUGAGCACCAAGGUGAUGGCGUCACCGCCUGCUGCGGCUGCAGAGAUGCCUCAGUGGCCGAAGCCGGCCGAAGAAGUGGCAGCGGUCGCGCGGAAGGCAUUCGAGGUGACGCCGGUGAAGUUGGAGGACGGCAAGUUGCCUGGGAUGAAGAAAGUACUGAAGCAGCAGGAGACGAAUGUCGCAGUCAAAAAUGAGGGAAAUAAGGCACUGAUAGAAAAAAUCGACACUGUCAGAAAAGAACCAAUUGAUCAGAAAAAAUCCACGGUGGAUAAUUCUAACAAAGAAGAUAAAAAAACACUCCAGACUAAUAACCAACUUGAGGAAUCUAAAAAGGAUUUAAUCGGUAUUAAAAAGACUUCAUCGACAGAAGAUAAAGAACCUCUGAAAGACAUCAAAACACAAAUACAAAAACUCCAGGAACCUAUAAAAUCAAAUUGUCUUGAUGCAAAAGCGAAUACAAUAGUUCAACCUGUGGAAACUACAAAACAGCCAUUGAAGCCCACAAAAGUGGCCGAAAAACUAUUGUCCAGCCCAUCAACAGCUUCAACGGUUGAAUCCAAGGAUUCUUCGAAAGAUUUGCAAAAGACUGAUGAUGUUAAAGAAGAACCUAAAUCAGGACUAAUACUUGGAAAGGCUCAAAAGGCAAAUGAUUCACCGAAGGAACUACCGAAAGCGACCAAAAUAUCAGAAGUGCCACCAAAUAUAGGAAUCGGUGGUUUGAAGAAGACUGAAGUGGUUGAACCCAAGGAAAUGACAAAAGAACCAUCGAAGGUGGAACAGAAGCUCGGUCUAUUCGGUCUAAAGAAGGCUGCUGCACAAAACACUAAAGAACCGAUAAAAGCUAACGGAAUAACUGAAGAAUUACCAAAGACUGGUUUUCUAGGCCUCAAGAAAAAGAUACCAGAUGUGGCAACAAAGGAAUCCUCUCAAGAGCAACAAAAAACUACUGACAGUCCUAACAAGCUCCAACCGUUAUCACCACCGAACUCUCCUAAACAACUUAAAGUUCAGAAUCUAUCCCCUAAGGAGCUAAUCAAAUCCGUAGCACCCACAAUCGCCGCCGAGGCUGAGAAGAAACUGGCACAGGUACAGAAAACCCCUAAGAAACCAUCACCAACCAAGCAGGAAACUCCAUCGCAAGAUCCCACCGUCAAACCGGAAGCCACCCCGAAAGGGAAACAACAAUCUGAGCCGCAGCCGGCCGUUGAUCCCAAACCAUCGGAAGCCGAACCCAAAAAGACGAAGAUCGUGAAAAAAGUGAUAAAGGUGGUGAAAUCGAAGUCACCGCCGCUGCAACCGGAUGCCGCCAAGGUCGAAGAAGCCGAGAAACGCCGGCUGGCGCAGGAAAACGCCGAAAAAAUUAAAGCCAAAGUGAACCAAAUUACGCUCAAUAUGGGCGCGAAGCUUGAGGUGGAGAUAAAGGACUGCGCCAAGUGCCAACAAGACACACCACCGCCCGCCGAUUCGCCAAAGCUUCCGGUAAACAAACAAACUGCGACGACGGCGGCGGCGGCUACGACGAAGAAGCCAUCAACCGCCGACGACGGACCGAAGGCGGAAGAACUCGCGUUGACGAAGAAUAAAUUUGGCGUCGUGUCCAAUUUAAGUGAUCUAUCGACGGUGCCCGCCAGUGAUCAAUCAGUCAAGAAACAGGUGUCGAAGGGUGCGGAUCGAAAACCGAGCAAAAAGCAAGUGACCAGACGGUACUCUUCCAGCAGCAGUAGCGAGGAAGACGAGGAAGAUCGAACCGGUUCGGAGACAUCGUUUUCAGGUAUCGAGGACGACUGGUCAUCGGAGGAGGAGGAAAUGGCCAACGAUAAGCCGGAGAAGAAGAAGUUCGACCCGCAGAAGCGCGUCAAGCUGAGCUUCGAGCAGAUGCGCAAAUGCUACUCCAAGGAGGAGAAAUGUCCGAUCGUGUUGGUGGCACGUCCGAGGCCUCUGUGGAAGGUGAAGCGGCACGGACACAGGCACAACCGCCAUGCGGACCUCACCAGCAGCAGCAGCAGUGGCAGCGAGGACGAAUCCGGCUCCGCCACUGACCAGACCUCAUCGGGGACUGCGUCUACGGUGGACGCUUCGUCCGAUCUGGGCACCGACAGCAGCGUCAACAGCAGCCGCGGACACAACAGCAAGAAGAAGCAUGAGAAAUCCGGCAGCAAAACCAGUGACGUGGGCAGUGAUAUCUAUGACAAUCCGAUGGUGAUCCCGUUGCAUUCGGAGCCCAAGGGGGGCUCCACGAUCAGCCGGGAUGAGAACAACAACGACAGUGUCCAGCUCCCGAACGACGAGGACGGCGAGAAUGAUAAGAACAUUGGGAACCACGAGGUUCGCAGCACCAGCACCAGCAGCCACGAUUCGGGCUUCUACGGCGGUGGAACGGCACCGAUCAGCCCUAAGAAAGCCAUGGAAACCUCCUACACGUAUGCACAAUUUCAGAAGACGGGUAAACUCACAGCUCCGGCAACGGUGAUACCCCGUUUUAGGAAAUACAACGUUGAUGAUUUCCAUUUUUUGACUGUGUUAGGAAAAGGUAGUUUUGGAAAGGUAUUUUUAGCUGAGCUAAGGAACACAGAGUACUAUUACGCGGUGAAGUGCCUGAAGAAGGACGUCGUUCUGGAGGAUGACGACGUGGACUGCACGCUGAUCGAGCGGAAGGUUUUGGCACUGGGCACGAAGCAUCCCUUCCUGUGCCACCUGUUUUGCACGUUUCAAACAGAUAGCCAUUUAUUCUUUGUCAUGGAGUACCUGAACGGGGGAGAUUUGAUGUUCCACAUACAGCAGAGCGGACGGUUCCAGGAAGCGCGGGCAAAAUUCUACGCUGCCGAAAUCGUUUCCGGACUCAAGUUUCUGCAUCGAAAGGGCAUUGUCUAUCGUGAUCUUAAGCUGGACAACGUACUGCUGGACUAUGACGGUCAUGUGCGGAUAGCGGACUUUGGCAUGUGCAAGCUGGAGAUCUACCUGGACCGGUUGGCGGACAGUUUCUGCGGCACACCGGAUUAUAUGGCGCCUGAAAUCAUCAAAGGUCAGAAAUACAACCAAGCCGUCGAUUGGUGGUCGUUCGGUGUGCUGGUGUACGAGAUGCUCGUCGGCCAGUCACCCUUCAGUGGUUGUGACGAGGACGAGCUGUUCUGGUCGAUCUGCAACGAGAUUCCAUGGUUUCCACACUUCCUGUCGAAGGAGGCCCUCAAGCUGCUGCAGUCGCUCCUGGAGAAGGACGCCACGAUACGGUUAGGUUGCUUCAACACGAUGGACGAAGACGGCGACAUCAAGUAUCACCCGUUCUUCGAAACCAUUGACUGGCAGAAGCUGGAGAGACGAGGGAUGGAGCCACCGUUCAAGCCGCAAGUGCGACAUCCUCUGGACACGCAGUAUUUCGACAAGCAGUUCACACGCGAGAGGGCGCGCCUGACGCCGAUCGAUCGUAACAUUCUGGCCUCGAUGAACCAGACACAGUUUGAGGGCUUCACCUAUACCAACCCAAACAACACUCUAACGAAAUUGCGGAAAAAGAAAGCGAAGAAGGAGAAGAAACUGUAUUUCUGUCCUCAAUGUGGUGAUAUUAAAGUAACGUACAAUGUAUUCUAGUAGACAAGAUAAGAAAACAGAAUAGAAGAACGCUUUUUUUCUGUAUCGUCGUUUUAGAGUUAGCCACAGAAUUUGUUAUAUUUUUCAAAGUCCUUAGAUUUAUUAUUAUUGAUGAAUAUGAUUUGUACAAAUAUAUAAAAAAAAAACAAUUAAAAACUUUUCUAGAAAUUUUGUUAUUUUUGCACUUGAUCAAAAUGACAAUAACUGACAGCAAAACGUUGACUUUUUUGACACCACAUUUUAUUCCUAAUAAUUUGAUAAACAGCAUUUCCGAGAAAGUGGGAAUACGGUUUGUAUUUGUCGAUAAUAAACAGUUGAGCAAACUCCUCCAUCGAAACAUUCAGGUGACUGACGCAUGACUGAAGUUAUUGUCUGUAACUGUAUGUGAACUGUCCAUCUAAAAAAGGUAAAAAUAUUAAUGUUAACAAUUGCAAUUUCUAUAUUCACAACAAAUUACAACACUACUACUACACGAUCACCACAGGACCCACGAAAUGACGUACCACCCGAUUCGACAAGCGGCGAUAGCCGCAAGUAAAGUCUACCACGGAUUCCGUAGACCAUACUACUACUGAUAAGAGGGUGACACACGUUUCCAAUAACAAUAGAUGGUGUUGUUGUUGUUGUUUUUUUUUUCUUUUGACAUGUUCUACGGCCGAAACAAAACUGAACGCGCUAGUAUCCAACAAUUUUUUUGUUUUUCGUCAAAAACAAUACCGUUUUUGAUUUUUGUUGAACGGAUUCCCCCCCUCUGUAAAUGUACCUUUAUCGUUGUAAACAAGGAAAACACAAGAAUGAUAGUUGAAACAGCAAACGAAUGACUCUCUUAUUUGUAGGUUAAGGUUGAUUGUUUAUAUUGGGAAAAGGCGAACAAUGAACUUGAUAUAUUUUGUGCGUGUUGUUGUCACAAUGUGAGAUUAUUGCGGUGCAAUCUCUAGAAUGGAACAAAAACUAGUUGGAAAACUUCAUUUAUCUAUUGAAUGAUGCUAUCGAAUGUAUGUACCUACUAUAUUGGAGAGGAGAAUAAGAAGGAAUAAAACAAAAAUUUAUUAAAAAUA
Molecule: messenger RNA, 7744 nt
Organism: Armigeres subalbatus
Lineage: Eukaryota; Metazoa; Arthropoda; Insecta; Diptera; Culicidae
Product: titin-like
Exons: 9
Coding region: 198-6686 (2162 amino acids)
Biological process (GO): intracellular signal transduction; peptidyl-serine phosphorylation
Molecular function (GO): protein serine/threonine kinase activity; ATP binding
Source: RefSeq, a predicted model, not a curated record